Messenger RNA from Cygnus atratus (black swan), 2632 nucleotides. It is a transcript of the gene CMKLR1, whose product is annotated as chemerin chemokine-like receptor 1. Bases 831 to 1916 code for a protein of 361 amino acids. Gene Ontology annotation, biological process: complement receptor mediated signaling pathway; regulation of calcium-mediated signaling; positive regulation of cytosolic calcium ion concentration. Gene Ontology annotation, molecular function: G protein-coupled receptor activity; complement receptor activity. Gene Ontology annotation, cellular component: plasma membrane. Lineage: Eukaryota; Metazoa; Chordata; Aves; Anseriformes; Anatidae. The transcript has 3 exons. The record is from RefSeq and is a predicted model, not a curated record.
GGCUCUGCUGCGUGUCCUCGGGGCAGUGCUGGCCUCGGAUGUUGCUCUGCGCGGAGCCCAGGGGGUUCUGCUGGCUGCAGCGGGAGCCCUUCGGCUUCCUUGCUGGCGGCGUGUCCCCCGUCCACCCUGAGUAACAUUUUUGGGCUGUCCCUCUCCUCCCUGCCCACUGCUCUGGCGGCGAAGGGGAGCGGCUCAGCAGACAGCCUGGGUGCGGAUGCCCCAGCCCAGCCCAGGGGGACCCUUUGGUGCUGCUUGCCACGAGCACCAAGCCCGCGGCUGUGAGCCACCAAGGGAUGCCCAAAUCCUGCCCGAGGGGUCCCACGAGGGGCAGCAGCACCCGGGGGUGGGCACGGCACGGGGGGAGCUGGGCUGCGCACGAGAGCCUCUAAAUAAGGGUCUGCGUCCCCACAUCCUGCCGCGGAGCAUCGCUUCCUCCUUCCCAGGCACGGGCCAGCUCCGUGCCAAGGCAACGUCUGUUCUGUUGUGCCACAGGCUGAGGUUUUGCUCAUUCUCCCGUCGGCAAGACGUGCGUGUCCUCCUCGGGAUGAGAAAGCUCAGCAAUAUCCACGGCCCCGGCCGCUCGCGGUGAAGUGACAAAAGCCCAGGGCUGCUGGCAGGAUCCUAACGGGGCUGUAGCAGGGAGAUGUAAUCCAGCCUCUGCGUGUGCAAAACCCCGGGGACUUAGCGAGCUGGGAGCUUCAGCCUCAUCCGCCCAAGGGCGAACAGAUUUUGUCUGAUCCAAGCCGUGAUAUUGCAGCUCCGAACAGAACCAGGUGCAGGAACCACCCCAAGAGGCUGGCACUGACCUGGCAGCGAUCUGUGCACCGAUAAUGGCGCUCUCCAAUCUGUCCGAUUACUCCGACGACCUUGAUAACUACAACGACUACCUGGAUUACACCUACGAUGAGUCGAGCAGCGUGUGGACCAGCCCAUCCCACGACCCAAAGGACAUCGCCAGGAUCCUCUCCGUUGUCAUCUACAGCGUGUCCUGCGUGCUGGGCAUCCUGGGGAACGGCCUCGUCAUUGCCAUCAUAACCCUGAAGAUGAAGAGGUCGGUCAACGCCAUCUGGUUCCUCAACCUGGCCGUCGCCGACUUCCUCUUCAACAUCUUCCUGCCCAUAAACAUCGCCUACACGGCCAUGCGGUACAACUGGAUCUUUGGGACAGUCAUGUGCAAGCUGAACUCUUUCCUCCUCAUCCUCAACAUGUACACCAGCGUCCUCCUGCUCACCACCAUCAGCUUCGAUCGCUACGUGUCGGUGGUUUUUCCCGUCUGGUCCCAAAACCAUCGAUCAACCAACCUGGCCUAUUUGGUCUGCCUCAUCAUCUGGACCGUCGGCAUCAUUAUGAGCUGCCCGUCUCUUGUCUUCCGAGACACGGCACAAGCCCGCAACUCUGUGAUUUGUUUUAGCAACUUUUCCCUGUCCAGGAACAAGUCUUACCAAGCCCUGGCACUAAUGAGGCACCGGACGGUGAACAUCACCAGGUUCCUUGCAGGGUACAUCCUUCCCAUCACCAUCAUCACCUUCUGCUACGUCGCCAUCGUCUUCAACCUGCGGCGAAACCGCCUUGCCAAGUCCAAAAAGCCCUUCAAGAUCAUCGUCACCAUUAUAGUCACCUUCUUCCUCUGCUGGAGUCCCUACCACCUGCUGAACCUCCUGGAGACAGAGCCUGACAUGGUCUCGCGCUCCGUGUUCGAGAUCGGCAUCCCCAUAACCACGGCGCUGGCGGCCUCCAACAGCUGCAUGAACCCCGUCCUCUACGUCUUCAUGGGCCAGGACUUCAAGAAGUUUAAGGUGACCAUCCUUUCCAGACUGGUGAACGCCCUCAGCGAGGAGACGGGCCACUCCAGCAUCGUCCACAGGAGCUUCUCCAAGAUGUCUUCGAUGACGGAGAAGGAGACGACAGUCCUCUAGGGUGCUUGGGGGAGGGCCGCAGUCCUCCAGCCUUGCCCAUGCCCACCACGAGGAUGGUGACCACCCUUGCAGCAGCCACUGGUGUGGGAUGAGCACGGUCUGGUGUUGUCCUACAACACAUUCGUUGACUGGUCCUGCUGCCGGGCGGAUGCCAGGCACUGGGGACCCCUGCUUUGUGCUGCCCGAUUGCCCCGAACUGUACCAGCUAUUUAAAAAAACACUGCAGGACAUUUUUAUCUAUCGUGUCACCGUGUGGCCUGUGACCCCCGGAACAGGGCACCGCUCCAUUUUCAGAGACAUUUUCAACUCAGAGGAGACGUCAGCACUGGGCUGUGCUGGUGCCCAGACCGGAGGCCACGCGUGACGCUUGGGCCCGAGAUGCUGAGGGCUGAGUUAUGGGUGCUCUUUGAGGAGCCCACGUGCUGGUCAGGCUCGUGACAAAGGGGAAAAAAAAAGCAAAAAGGGGAAAAUAGCUGGAUUCCUUGGCGGGGGACGUGUCUGAGGACUGCCCGGCUGCCCGGAGGGGUGGCUGGGUGGGCACACUGCAGACAACCGGUGGCACUCUUCCCAUGCCCCGUGUAUGCAUAUAGCUCCUUAUUUUAAUGUUUUACGGUGUAUUGGUACUAGCACAACUUGUUUUUAACUGUGAUGUGAGCACUCUGUACCCGGCAGAGGCACCAGAAUAAACACAGUGCCCACUGAGUGUUGUGGGACAC